Fopius arisanus is the source of this 726-nucleotide messenger RNA. Its product is annotated as serine protease 42. Gene Ontology annotation, biological process: proteolysis. Bases 1 to 726 code for a protein of 241 amino acids. The transcript is spliced from 4 exons. Gene Ontology annotation, molecular function: serine-type endopeptidase activity. The record is from RefSeq and is a predicted model, not a curated record. NCBI's taxonomy places the organism in Eukaryota, Metazoa, Arthropoda, Insecta, Hymenoptera, Braconidae.
AUGGAUUUUCAGGGAUCGAAUUGCUCGGCAGGACAAGUCUGGUGCUGCGGGAAUUCACCCAUCACAAGUUCUUGUGGUACGCGAAAAGUCACUAAUGCGUCACCUCAACCCACAGGAACAGCUAGAUAUGGAGCUUACCCUUGGCAAGUGGCUCUUUUGACACUUGACAACAUGUACAUAGGUUCUGGAGUACUUAUCGACGCAAAUUAUGUGCUCACAGUGGCUCAUAAAAUCCAGCCUUAUCGUUCUGGAAACUUCAAACUACGUUUUGGCGAUUGGGAUGGACGAUCUACAGUCGAGCCAAAUCCAUACGUGGAAUUGCGCUCCCAGGGAGUAGCAAUACAUCCGAAUUUCAAUUCUCAAAAUCUCCAAAACGACGUGGCACUGAUUCGGCUGAAUGGAACGGCACCCAUUACCACAGCUCCCAACAUAAACACAGCUUGCUUACCAUCCGGAAUGCCAACAACUGGAACGAGGUGCUGGGUCAGUGGAUGGGGAAAGAAUGCCUUUGGAAGUGAUGGAAAUUAUCAGCCACUUCUGAAGGAAGUUGAUGUACCCAUUGUGGAUCAAGGAAGUUGUGAAACUCGACUUCGUGGCACGAGAUUGGGAUCUUUUUUCGCUUUAGACAGAGCGAGUUUCAUCUGCGCUGGAGGUGAACAGGGAAAAGAUGCCUGCACUAUUAUAUGGUAUAUCAAUUCAAGAAUUGUGGAACGAGCUGCAAUAUGA